CGAGCAUUGAGAGCACCGCCAUUGCACCUCAUUCACCACCGCUCACCAUGCAGGCAAUCAGAGUCUCGCGCAACGCGCUCGCCCGAGCUGCGACCAAGCAGAAUGCCGUCUCCUUCCGCCGCACCUUCAUCGCGACUCCAGUCCGCUCGGCCGAUCUCGUCCAGGACAUGUACUUGAAGGAGCUGAAGGCAUACAAGCCAGCUCCAUUGAAGGCCAAUGACGCCGAAGGCCAAGUGCAAAAGUUCGCCGUCCCAAAGCCACCACAAUCCCCAGAAGAGGCAGAUCUCCAGAGUGGCCUCCAAGAAUACGAGCAGUCGACCCCAGAAGUUCAAGGCGCGUCGAGCGAUGCCAGCGCAGCACCCGUUGAGCAGGAUUGGUUUGUCGAGGAGGAGGAAGAGGCCGAGGCGCAUCACUAGAGCGCGUGUGGACACGAGGGGGAGUGGACGUCGAGGAGGCAUGUAACAUACUACAGUGAAGCAAAGAGCCAAUACCAGUUGAGAUGUACAUGUGGAAUACAGAGGUGUUCUUUUCAUCCCUUCCACAAGCCCAAAUCAGGCCGGUCAGGUAAGAAGGCGCUUGCAGUGCUCAUUAGGCAGGGAGUUCAUUUGCGGAUCUCUGCGACUCUUAUCUCUCGCAUCUCGAGGGCAGCAUCAAGCACAAA
This is a messenger RNA of Cercospora beticola, 661 nucleotides long. It is a transcript of the gene ATP14, whose product is annotated as F1F0 ATP synthase subunit h. Gene Ontology annotation, biological process: proton motive force-driven ATP synthesis. Gene Ontology annotation, molecular function: proton-transporting ATP synthase activity, rotational mechanism. Lineage: Eukaryota; Fungi; Ascomycota; Dothideomycetes; Mycosphaerellales; Mycosphaerellaceae. The record is from RefSeq and is a predicted model, not a curated record.